CAGAAUGGGGGACGGGAGCUGGGUGUGCUUGAGCCCGGCUGAGUUCUCCCAACUCCAGAAGUACAGCGAGUACUCCACUAAGAAGUUAAAGGAUGUGCUGGAGGAGUUUCAUGGAGAGGGAGUUCUCUCCAAAUACAACCCAGAGCAGCCCAUCGACUAUGAGGGCUUCCAGCUCUUCAUGGCCACCUACCUCGAAAACGACAUCCCCGAGGAGCUGUGUCAGCACCUCUUCACCUCCUUCAAGAGCAAGACCGGCGGCUGCUCUCCCGAUGCGUCCCAUGCAGGAACAGCCAUGCUGGAGACCCGCUCCAUUGACGCAGGCAUCUCUAUACAGACCGAAGUGGCCUGUGCCCCCAUUACAGGGAUGAAUGGGAGGAGCAUCCUGUCCGCCAUGGGACGGCACACUCCGGAGCACGGCGGUGUGAUGGCCGCCGCCGGCUCUGGGACCACCGCCUCGCCCUGCUCGUCCCGGUCGUCCUCGCAGCGCUCCGGGAAGGGCGCCCAGACCCCCUUGGGGGGUUCCCAGCGGUCCCCCUGCACCCAUGGAAGGCCCGGCGAUGUCAGCAGCAGCAGCAACGCCCUCACCCCCAACUCGGGCCUCGCCCCGUCCCCGGUGUCCCCACGCCUGUCCCCAGAGAGGAAGCGCCCGGAGAAGCGUCUGUCGCUCCGCAGCAGCCCCUCGCCCCAGAAGGGCUCCCCGAUGCUGGCCUCCCCCCAGGUGGUCUUCCUGAAGGACAUCGUCUGCUACCUCUCCCUGCUGGAGAACGGGACCCCCGAGGACAAGCUGGAGUUCAUGUUCCGGCUCUACGACACCGACGGCAAUGGCUUGCUGGACAGUUCGGAGCUGGAUCGCAUCAUCAACCAGAUGGUCCAUGUUGCAGAGUACCUCGAGUGGGACUCGACAGAACUGCGACCGAUCCUGAAGGAGAUGAUGGAGGAGAUCGACUACGACCACGACGGCACCGUCACGCUGGAGGAGUGGAUUAGAGGCGGCCUCACCACCAUCCCUUUACUGGUCCUGCUCGGCAUGGAGACGAAUGUCCAAGAGGACGGGCAGCACGUGUGGAGACUGAAGCACUUCAACAAACCGGCCUACUGUAACUACUGCCAUACCAUGCUGCUGGGGGUGCGCAAACAGGGCCUCUGCUGCACCUUAUGCAAGUACACUGUUCACGAGCGCUGUGUGUCCAAAGAUAUCGCCGCCUGCAUCAGCACAUACGCCAAGUCCCGCAGACACACCAAUGCUAUGCAGCACGUGUGGAUGGAAGGCAACUCUCCCACCAAGUGCGAUCGCUGUCACAGAAGCAUCAAGUGUUACCAGGGCUUAACGGGGCUGCACUGCGUGUGGUGUCAGAUCACUCUCCAUAAUAAGUGCGCAUCCAAUGUGAAGACGGAGUGCGAUGGAGGGGCCGUGAGGGACCACACUCUGCUGCCCUCGUACAUCUGCCCCGUCGUCUUGGACCGCCAUUCCGCGGUGAAGCGUGGUGAGGGCGACUCCCCGCCCAGCACCAGCCCGGACGACGCCAACCACACCUUCAAAUUCAACCCCGGGGACGGCCAGGCUCUCCAGAUCAGCCCUCUCCCAGGCACCCACCCUCUCCUCGUACUGGUCAACCCCAAGAGCGGAGGCAGGCAGGGCGAGCGGGUGCUUAGGAAACUCCGGUACCUUCUGAACCCCAGACAGGUGUAUAGUCUGGACCGAGAGGGGCCCACUGUGGGGCUCAACUUCUUCCAUGACGUCCCUGACUUCAGGGUGCUGGCCUGUGGAGGGGAUGGCACUGUGGGCUGGAUCUUGGACUGCAUAGACAAGGCCAACUUUGCCAGGUAUCCCCCGGUGGCCAUUCUGCCCCUGGGCACGGGGAACGACCUUGCCCGAUGCCUCCGCUGGGGAGGAGGCUACGAGGGGGGCAGCAUGCUGAAGCCCCUGCGGGACAUCGAGCACAGCAUCGAGUUGAUGCUGGACCGCUGGAACAUCGACAUCAUCGCCGAAGACAAGGAGGAGAAGGGCGACCCAGUCCCCUACAGCAUCGUCAACAACUACUUCUCCAUAGGAGUGGAUGCCUCUAUCGCCCACCGCUUUCACCUGAUGCGGGAAAAGCACCCAGAGAAGUUCAACAGCAGGAUGAAAAACAAGCUGUGGUACUUUGAGUUUGGCACCACAGAGACCAUCUCAGCCACCUGUAAGAAGCUUAAUGAAUGCAUCGAAGUGGAGUGCGAUGGGAUCAUCUUGGAUCUCAGCAACACGUCCCUGGAGGGCAUCGCUGUGCUCAACAUUCCCAGCAUGCACGGCGGCUCUAACCUGUGGGGCGAGACCAAGAAGAGGCGGAACUACAACCGCAUGAGCAAGAAGGUUCCGGACCGAGCGCAUAGCAGCACCGUCACCGAUGUGAAGGAGCUCAAGUUCUGUGUGCAGGACCUGAGCGACCAGCUGCUGGAGGUGGUGGGUCUGGAGGGGGCCAUCGAGAUGGGACAGAUCUACACGGGGCUGAAGAGUGCCGGGCGAAGGCUGGCUCAGUGUGCCAGCGUCAUCAUCAGGACGUCCCGGCUGCUGCCCAUGCAGAUUGACGGAGAGCCCUGGAUGCAGCCCCCCUGCACGGUCAGGAUAACGCACAAGAACCAGGUGCCCAUGUUACUGGGACCGCCUCAGAAGACGCCCUUCUUCUUCUUCAAGAAACGCAACAGGAGCCGCGACUAGGAGCCAAACACUCUCCACACACACACACAUACAAACAUACACCAAUACACACACACACACACACACACAAAGCUCCCCCCCCCGCAGCUCUGACAGACGACGGUUAUACUGUUCUCGGAUUGGAAUACCGAACUGGGUCGCCAGUUUUGUCAAACGGAUUCCAUUCCGACUGGAAAGGUUUCCCAGUGUCUAUGUCCCCGGCGUACAUUUCAUUCCCAAAAGAAAAGAAAAUGAAAGCGCUCACGCAGGUAUACUGACUUAUUAGCCUACUAUGUAACAGUCGUUUUCUAGUCCUCCCUCUCCGGAGGCGAUGACCCUACCAGGGACCAAGUCCAAACGCUCCGUCCCCCCUAGCAACAAGGCCAACAUUUGGCUACAAGCUCCACCCCUCGGAGUGGAAGGCCACAGCAUUCAGCCAUGGGCAAGUACUAACACCAGCCUCCUUCCAUCAUUGCACCUCCGACUGAACCAGGAUGAGCACCAGAAAACGGACGGCUAGCGAGAGAGACAUUGGGACAGGGGUGUAUGUCGAAUGGUUUCAAGAUGGAGAACAUACCAGGUGGAGGAGAGCGACACUUGCAACGAAAAGGAAAAGGAGAGACGGAGCCCUGAGAAUGGUGGUGA
Molecule: messenger RNA, 3319 nt
Organism: Gadus chalcogrammus (walleye pollock)
Lineage: Eukaryota; Metazoa; Chordata; Actinopteri; Gadiformes; Gadidae
Gene: dgkg
Product: diacylglycerol kinase beta
Exons: 25
Coding region: 5-2695 (896 amino acids)
Biological process (GO): diacylglycerol metabolic process; lipid phosphorylation; intracellular signal transduction
Cellular component (GO): plasma membrane
Molecular function (GO): calcium ion binding; ATP-dependent diacylglycerol kinase activity
Source: RefSeq, a predicted model, not a curated record